AUGGGUGCUAGGAAUGCAAGAGGACUAGUAAACAAUGAUCCUAACGAGUUUCAUCAAUCUAAUGAAGACUCCUUUAAGGCUGCUCUUUGGCUAAAAGUACUGAAGUUUGAUUUUAACUUCGAUCAUGACGAUCUUCAGUCAACAAUCCAGUCAACCUUUACUGUUGAUUGUACAAAUGAUCUUGGAGAGCAAAUUCUCCCUCACACAGCCCACAUCAUUGAGAUGGAAUUUAGGAAAUUUAUGUAUCUGAAUUUCCUGUCAAUUUUGAUCCCGAACAAAAAGGCUCCUUUCCAAAAAGAGGAUUGUGAGAAAAACAAAAAGACUUAUUAUACUACUGCUUAUUUCCCUUCCCCGUACAUUGACAGAUUCUGGAGACUUUGUAUCGUUCAUGAUGACUGCUAUGAUAGAUUCUGUGAUGAAUUCGUUGGAGGCUACAUUCAUAGGGACUUCGAUAGUGGCCUUGCAAUCCAUCGAAACGAGGAUGAAGAAAUUCCAGAAGAAUUUAGAGAUACAGACAAAAUUCAAGUAAAAAGAGAGCAACAUGACGCAUACAAGAGGUAUAAAAUUACAAGAAAGCAUAUCAAGGAGCUUCAACCGAAUGAACUUUUUUGGCCUAAGUAUCCUUCAGAAAGAUGUUUCCUGACUGAUUAUCGAUAUGAAGUAGUUAUUAAGAUCAAUACAAUUGAUGAGAUUAUUCAAAGUAUAGCAUUACAAUAUCAUAAAGAGCCUGAUCUAAUCAAUCAAGAGAGUUAUAUGGCCUGAAUUGUUAGGCUAGCAUGGGAAAAUAUGCAGAGUUUUAUCACUAAUGCUGAGGAAAAAUAAACUACCAGCUGGGUGUAAAGAGAAGGCAAACGAUCAUAAGUUGAGUAACCAUGCCUAUAAACCAGUUGAGCAAUUCCAAAAGAUCUUAUACCAUCGGUUCCCACAUACCUUUGCUGAAACCUUGAUGGACAGAUUCAUGGUAGAAGGAGUGACAGCAAGCAGAUGGAUUCUAGAAUAUAUUAAAUUUAUAUGCCUUUCAACUCUUUCAAAGAGCGAGCUUUUCCCGAGUGAUAUUGUAGACAGAGUUUGGCAUCUUCACAUGACUUAUACUAAGCAUUACAAAGAUAUGAUUAAUAGCAUUGAAGGAGUUGUUCCUGACCAUACUCAAGAAUGAUGCCAUAAAGUUGAUGAUGGGGAUCAGAAAGAAGUCUACCAAGAUACUCUUACUUUCUAUGAAUCUGUGUUCAAAGAUUCUCCGCCUGAAGACAUCUGGCCUGACCCAGAUGAAGAAUUUGGUGAUGAUAAAGAUAGACUAAUUGGAGUAAACCUUUACAGACUCACUCUUAUGCAUUACGGGUUGAAUCAGAAUCCAAACUUACUUGGAAUUGCCCCUAUUGCAGGAAUGGAUGAGGUAAAAUUCAGUGUGGGUAAUCUACAAACAAAAUUCCUCAAAAGUUUCUUCUUAAGAAAAAUCCGUAGAAAGAGAGUUCCUUACAAGGAGGAUCCCCUAAAUUGGAGAAGGAAUUAUAAAGUCAAGAAUAUUUACAAGACAUCUCACUGUAAAGAAUUUGAAGUUCCAAAUUUUGAUUAUAAAAGAUUAGAAAAAGCUACAGAAAAAUCCCAGAUCGACGUAUCAAAAGCUGGAGGAUCAGAUCUCCUUGUAUCAGGAGGUCUUGCUAUUAUGAAGAAUGCUUUUGAUGAAAAGUCGAUAAAAUAGCUUAAACUACUACGAAGAGAUUGUACAAUAUUUUCCUGAGAAAUUCAAAACAGUAAUAUAUCCUUUCACUCUGGAUGAUAUUGCAGAUGAUGCUUGGGCUGGCAAUGACAUUCUUUUUAUGAUCCCAGAAAUGCUCAGAACUGUAAAGUUCCUCAAAGUUAACAACAUAAAGAACGAUUUGCUUGAAAAUGAAUAUUUCCUGAGAUGUAAAAGAAGUGAAAUCAAAAUUCAUCCAGAUGAAUACUACGAAGACUACAAUUCUGACGGCAUGGAAACAUUCCAAGACGAUACAAAUAAUUCAAUGCUGGAUGAAGAAGAACAAGUGAAAUAAUAUUAUUAAAAAAUCAAUUUUA
Messenger RNA from Moneuplotes crassus, 2052 nucleotides. NCBI's taxonomy places the organism in Eukaryota, Ciliophora, Spirotrichea, Euplotida, Euplotidae. The record is from the annotation of a GenBank genome assembly.